This is a messenger RNA of Meleagris gallopavo (turkey), 2330 nucleotides long. The record is from RefSeq and is a predicted model, not a curated record. NCBI's taxonomy places the organism in Eukaryota, Metazoa, Chordata, Aves, Galliformes, Phasianidae.
ACCAGUGCAUGAUUCCUUUCAGGUUCUCAAACAGCGGCAAAGUCCUGUCUGAGUUACUCUUAAGCAUCAGUGUGAAAUGUAGCUGUAACCUCAUUUAGGGUUGUUCUGUCUGGAGAAUAGCAUCCCACCGGUUUUUGUGCUGGCUGAGGUAUUCUCUGUGCCUGACAGUUUCUAGCCCUGCUGGGGGAAAAUGGUACGUGAUGGAACGUGUGCUUUUAUGAGCUCUUUUUUAGAUGGAGAAAAAGGAAAUUACAUCAAUCUCUUUUUAAAAACUAUCAAGUCAAGAAUCCGGAGGGCCUGGGAUUUGUGCAUGUUUGACAUACUGUGCACAAUACAAGAACAAAUGCUGUUUUUCUCUGGAGGAUACCUCUCCUGGAGGAGGGGAGUGAAAAAUAGCGUGGUGCUGCAUGACCAUGUUCCAUUUGCUGUGCAAAUUGAAAGGUUUGCAGUCAGUGAGGCUGGGGAUUACAGAAGAAAAAGAACUGAUAUUAAGAUUCUCAAGCUGAAUUUCAUCCCUGCCAUAAAUUCUCUUUGUAAGCAAUGAUGAUUUUCAGUUUUAUGUGCCUGUUGUUUUCUGAGUCGGUGUUUAUUUCUUUUUUGAACUGUAGGGAUGUAAUCUGGUAGUGGGCUGUUUGAGCUGCGUGUAAAGGCUGUCGUUCUGGGCAGACAAGGAGACCUUCCCUGCUGGGUGAUUGCUUUUCACGGAAAUGUGUCUGCUGUAGAAAUGUGUGGUGAUGAAAAAUAGAGACUGCUGCUGGGGCUGAUGUGUCAGACAGCCUUGAUUAAGGGUAUUGAGAACCUGCCUUUUGAACUGCAGAGAAACUUCCAGCUCAUGCGAGAUCUGGACCAGAGAACAGAAGACCUCAAGUCGGAGAUCGAUAAGCUGGCCACGGAGUAUAUCAGCAAUGCACGGACUUUGUCGUCAGAGGAAAAACUGGGGCUUCUGAAGCAAAUCCAGGAGGCCUAUGGGAAAUGCAAAGAAUUUGGGGAUGACAAGGUUCAGCUGGCUAUGCAGACCUAUGAGAUGGUCGAUAAGCACAUCCGGCGGCUGGACACAGAUCUUGCUCGCUUUGAAGCAGACCUGAAGGAGAAGCAGAUAGAAUCGAGUGACUAUGACAGUUCUUCCAGCAAGGGCAAGAAGAAGGGCCGAGCCCAAAAAGAGAAGAAAGCUGCACGUGCACGCUCUAAAGGGAAGAAUUCUGAUGAGGAGGCACCAAAGACUGCCCAAAAGAAAUUAAAGCUUGUCCGCACUAGCACAGAAUAUGGAAUGCCUUCAGUCACAUUUGGAAAUGUGCAUCCUUCAGAUGUAUUGGAUAUGCCUGUGGACCCCAAUGAGCCUACUUACUGCCUCUGCCACCAGGUCUCCUAUGGGGAGAUGAUUGGCUGCGACAACCCAGAUUGCUCCAUCGAAUGGUUUCAUUUUGCCUGUGUGGGUCUGACAACAAAACCAAGGGGAAAAUGGUUCUGCCCUCGCUGUUCCCAGGAGAGGAAGAAGAAGUAAAAUCCCAUGAGCCUCAAAUACUGCUGCAGGAGCUCUCUUCCCCCUGCCAGGGCCUCGUCCCAGCUCCCCCAGCCCUUGGGACCUUGGCUAGGGGGAGUCUUGCCCUGUUUGUGGUUUGGGCCAUCCCUGGAAUGGUGUGUACCCUCUUGGCAGUUCCAGUGUGUUCUGUAUCCCUGGCUGCUUCGGAAUCCCUAAGGGAGGCCCUCUCUGUGUACUAUUCCAAACAGGUCUCUGAACCUCAAAGGGAGUGAAUGAGGGCACCAGGGUAGCCACCAGAUUCCCAGGGAUUCAGGUAGCCCCUGAUUUUCCUUGGCUUUCCUUCAGCCUCCUCAGAGUUCAUUGCCUACUCUCUGCUGAGAGAACAAGGCUAUGGGAUGGGGGAAGGAAAGGAGGUAAGUCUUCAGCAUUUUAGGUCUUCUAUUUUCCUGGAUCUUUUUCAGGAGAGAGGGAGUAACCAAGCCGCUACUUAAUCUAGUACCUUGGUUGAGAGACUGAAAACUUAAUGUACUCCCUAUCUUUAAUCAUUCCACUACUUUGUCUGGCAUUGAGCAGCCUCUUUUGUUGGGGCAAGGAGGAAGAAGGAGUGUUUAGAGCUAGCUUUAUCUCUCACUCCUGGGGUAAACCUGCUCUCCUGGGAAGCACAUUGUAUGAAGGAAGAAGAAUUUCUGGCCAUGUGGUGAGAAACGGUUUGAUCUAGCCUGUCUUCUGGCACCAGAAUUCUCCCUCCCUUUAGUACAGUGGAGCUUCUCCAUUAUGUUGAUGAUGGAAAGUUUGGGGAUCCAAAUCCCACUUGUAUACUAUAGUAUUAAAUAAAAUUCAUUCAAACAAA